UGAGCUGCACCUGCAGCAGCAACAAGAGGCGUCCACGCACGCACGCGUUCACUCCCACCAGGCUCGCCCACGGACGGACCCACGUCACACCGUCACCCUUUAUCACCAAAGCGCCAUGGGCCACAAAGGCAGCGACGGCGUGGCCGUGGAAAGACGUGUCGACCUGGCGUCCCUCUUCUGCAUGAUCGGGCGGCACGGUCCGGCCGUGGCUCUGGCCGUGUUCGCCGUGGUGUCGGUGCUGGCGGGCUACGUCAUCUACCGCGCCGUGAGGGGGACGACGAGGAGGAGGAAGACCGAGGAGGAGAGGCACCUUCCCGCGGGGGCCGACGGGUCCGUGCAGGCCGGACUGGAGGCAGCAAGAUCCGCUGCUUCAACAGGAGUUACAGAUGACGACUCCCUGGAUGUGAAACAGGAGGAUGAAGAAACUGAAACUCAACCCCAAGUCCGGCAACGCCGUGCUGCUGCUGCUAAGAGGGACUCUUGGCCCUGUCCUCCCCCACAGACUGACAUCCAAGCACCAGUCGGCCACCAUGAUACCUCACCCCACAUGCAAACUGUGCAGUCCUCAUCCAUGGAACCACAUGUGAUCUUCGAGGACCCCGGUCUAACCCUGCAGAGUGCAGUGGCGGAAGUACAGGAUGAGGAUGCUGAGGUUUGCUCCUCCAGUGCCAGAGUGGACGCCGUGAAGGAUGAAGAGGUACCACGGAGCAGCUUGGUAGAACCACCUGAGAUCCACCAUGAAGAGCAUGACCAACUAUACUGGGAUCGUGUCACAGAUGAGGCUAUUUCCACGAAAAACGCCACACAAGAGGGAAACUUAAAGCCUUUGAGUCAAGUUGUGUACAUGGAGGAACCCCUUGUCUUGGAGGAAUAUGUUGAUCAAGAUAAACAAGACGUUGGAUCUACGCCAGAGACGGAAACCGUGGAACUGAACACGACACUCACGAGCCUAAAUGAUGCCGUUGAAAAUGUAAAUCACCACCAAAACAAUCUUCAAAAAGAGGAGAGAACAAACGAGGUCAUCCAGACUAAAGAGGGCGAUGAAGGAGAUCACUUGAACAACACAACUGUUGAUGUUGAUGCUCGGUCGGAAGAACAUUCGCAGCAAGAGGACCACAGCCUGAAAUGCAACCUAGAGAUGGAUGUUUCUCAUGAUGAACCUGUGGAGAGUUGUCAAAUUAGUGCCAGCAGUGGAGACAAGCCAAGAGUCCCGAUGAUGGUUGAAGAACUUGUGGAUGAACUCGUGUCACGUAUCACCUCUGAUGCCUUGGGCUCUUUUUCUGACAAGUCAACAAAUGACCAGCCACAGAAAGUAGAAGUUCCAACUUUGGAUGAAGAUGUUGAACUUCCAAUGCCAUCCGACCAAAGUCAAAGUGUGACUGGAAUGACUGAAAAUGGUUCAACCACAGUGGAAGAUGAGGAACCGGUCGAACACAUGUCCAAACCCCAUGUUCUCGUCUAUGAUCAACAAAGCGUCCAAGAGAUGAACCAGUUCCAACCUCCGAUGACAUCGGCUCAAGUCCAAAUCAUGAUUGAAAAUGGUUCGACCACAGUAGAAGAUAAGGAACCGGUGGAACAUACAUCCAAACCCCAUGUUCUGGUCUAUGAUGAUCAAGAAAGUGUCCAAGAAACGAACCAGUUUGAGCCACCGGCUCCAGUCCCAAACAGGAUUGAAAAAUAUUCAACCACAGAAGAUAAGGAACCGGUCGAACAUAUGUCCAAACCCCUUGCUCUCGUCUAUGAUCAACAAAGCGUCCAAGAGUUGAACCAGUUCGAACCUCCGAUGACAUCGGCUCAAGUCCAAAACAUGAUUGAAAAUGGUUCGACCACAGUAGAAGAUAAGGAACCGGUGGAACAUACGUCCAUACCCCAUGUUCUGGUCUAUGAUGAUCAAGAAAGUGUCCAAGAAAAAAACCAGUUUGACCCAGCGGCUCCAGUCCAAAACCGGAUUGAAAAAUAUUCAACCACAGAAGAUAAGGAACCGGUCGAACAUAUGUCAGAACCCCUUGCUCUCGUCUAUGAUCAACAACGCGUCCAAGAGUUGAACCAGUUCGAACCUCCAAUGACAUCGGCUCAAGUCCAAAACAGGAUUGAAAAUGGUUCGACCACAGUAGAAGAUAAGGAACCGGUGGAACAUACGUCCAUACCCCAUGUUCUGGUCUAUGAUGAUCAAGAAAGUGUCCAAGAAACAAACCAGUUUGACCCAGCGGCUCCAGUCCAAAACCGGAUUGAAAAAUAUUCAACCACAGAAGAUAAGGAACCGGUCGAACAUAUGUCAGAACCCCUUGCUCUCGUCUAUGAUCAACAACGCGUCCAAGAGUUGAACCAGUUCGAACCUCCAAUGACAUCGGCUCAAGUCCAAAACAUGAUUGAAAAUGGUUCGACCACAGUAGAAGAUAAGGAACUGGUGGAACAUGUGUCAAAACCCCAUGUUCUGGUCUAUGAUGAUCAAGAGAAAAACCAGUUUGACCCACCAGCUCAAGUCCAAAACAGGAUUGAAAAUGAUUCAACCACAGAAGAUAAGGAACCGGUCGUACAUAUGUCCAAACCCCAUGUUCUGGUCUAUAAUGAUCAAGAAAGUGUCCAAGAGAAGAACCAGUUUGAACUACCGGCUCAAGUCCAAAACAGGAUUGAAAAUGAUUCAACCACAGAAGAUAAGGAACCGGUCGUACAUAUGUCCAAACCCCUUGUUCUGGUCUAUGAUGAUCAAGAAAGCGUCCAAGAGAAGAAUCAGUUUGACCCACCGGCUCAAGUCCAAAACAGGAUUGAAAAUGAUUCAACCACAGAAGACAAUGAACCGGUCAUACAUAUGUCCAAACCCCAUGUUCUGAUCUAUGAUGAUCAAGAAAGUGUCCAAGAGAAGAACCAGUUUGAACCACCGGCUCAAGUCCAAAACAGGAUUGAAAAUGAUUCAACCACAGAAGAUAAGGAACUGGUAGAACAUAUGUCCAAACCCCAUAUGUGCCCAAGUUCCCAAGAGAUUAACAGUGUAAGCAUCAUUGAUGCAAUUACUGAAACUGAUCCCUCCAUUCAGGAUCUGAGGGUUGACUCUGCAGUUGAUACAGAUGCCAGAGACCAAACCUUCCACAAAGCCAUUUCCUCUCAAGACCAACAAAAUGUCCAAAUUGAAGAUUGUUCCUUUGUGGUCAUUGAUCCUUCUCCUGACAUGACCCUACCGCUCUUCAUGCCAAACGAUCUGAGGGAUAACGACAUGACAUGCGGUGUAGGUGAAGAGAGCGGAAUUUCCAGUAUGGCCGUCAGCCCUGAACUAACUGACCCCGGGAAUCACUUCAGUACCAUGGAGCUUCUGGUGAUGGAUCAGGAACCACCCAUGAAGGAGAAACCAGAGACUCAAACUAGUCUCUUUGGCGAAAAUGCAAUUCUGUCAGUAAUGGGGGACGUUGAAGCAGCAAUGGGGUUUGAACCUCAACCAGAUCUGCUGUUGGACCGCUCUGAUCGUGACUCGUUUACAGUAAACCAGGUUGGUGACCAAAGAGAGAUGAGAAGUGAUGAGCAGAAUGUGAAAGUUGCAGAAAGUGUUAAGGAGAAAAGGGAUUGUGCAGAACAUAAAGAAACCGAAAAAGAUGAGAACUUUGCCAAGACUGAAAUAAAUAUCAUGGAGGCCACUAUGGACCAUAACGAGUGGAUCACAGAUGGUAGCCAACAUCUUCCCUGGAUGAACCUCACACUGCCGUCUUUUGGCCAGCAUCGCACCACAGACCUGCUCCCCGCUGAAGAACCAAAGCACACCGACUCAGAGCCCCCAUGUGAAGUCCAACCUGAAAACGUGGGAAGUAGGAACGUCAGCGUGACCUUCCGCGUCCACUACCUCACCCAGUCGCCCUUCCAGAAGUUGGCGGUCACAGGAAACCGGUCGGAGUUGGGAAACUGGAAGGGGUACAUCCCUCUGGAGAGCGCCGAUGACGGAUACUGGGCGGCCGCGGUGAGUCUCCCCGCCAAGAGUCUCGUGCAGUGGAAGUUUGUGGUAGUGGACAAGGGGGAGGUCUGUCGCUGGGAAGAAUGCGGCAACCGACUGCUCGAUACGGGAUGCGGCGAAGAUGUGCUCCUGCACAAAUUUUGGGGUUUUCUGUGAGGGCCGUUGUAGGUCAUGAGGUGUGCUGGGUACUAUUUUAACGCAGGGCUUUUUUUUUUUUUUUGUGAUUUAAUAUUUUUAAAUAUGAAAUGGCAGGUUUGACACAUUGGGAAGCAAAUAGGUUCAUAUUCAGACGUUAGAAUGCGUUACGUUCUAUAAAUAUAUUUGACGAUAGGAAAACUGUUAGAUGUCACCGACUGUUUGUAAGUUAGCACCAGUCAGAUUGUUUUGACUUCCAACUCACUGAUUGUAGGACUGGCGUCCAGAACGAUAUUUACACACUGAUUUUGCAACACCCGUUGUUUCACAAUUGGCACUUUUUUUAACUGGGCGAGUUGCAACUUAAAUGUUCAAUUGGUGUAGAAGCUGCAAUACUGUUUUUUUAUGAUUCUGUGUGCAUACAUACACGCAUGCACUUGACUCACAGCAAUAAUCAAAGCAAUAACGACUGUUUGAAUAGCCAGAUUUUGUUAAAAACUACAAGUGUGAUUCUGCUGUUUUUCCUGCCUGCAUGUAACAGUCUCACUUCAUCCAGUGCCUUUUUAUGAGACUUAUAAAAUGUUUUUUUUAAAUCUAUAUUCUCAAAGUUGUAUCCUAUUAUGCAAUCUUGUGAUGUUAAUGCUGGAUGUAUGUAUUGCAAAUAAAUUGUCAGUCAUAAGUGGAAUAUAUGUCGCGUAUUUAAAUAAAGGCCAGUUAAUUACAA
Messenger RNA from Nerophis ophidion (straightnose pipefish), 4796 nucleotides. RefSeq names its product starch binding domain 1 (gene stbd1). The coding region runs from base 116 to 4093 and encodes 1325 amino acids. Gene Ontology annotation, cellular component: membrane. The record is from RefSeq and is a predicted model, not a curated record. NCBI's taxonomy places the organism in Eukaryota, Metazoa, Chordata, Actinopteri, Syngnathiformes, Syngnathidae. Gene Ontology annotation, molecular function: starch binding. The transcript is spliced from 3 exons.